Molecule: messenger RNA, 1271 nt
Organism: Pundamilia nyererei
Lineage: Eukaryota; Metazoa; Chordata; Actinopteri; Cichliformes; Cichlidae
Gene: nkx1-2b
Product: NK1 transcription factor related 2-like,b
Exons: 3
Coding region: 1-1263 (420 amino acids)
Biological process (GO): cell differentiation; regulation of transcription by RNA polymerase II
Cellular component (GO): nucleus
Molecular function (GO): RNA polymerase II cis-regulatory region sequence-specific DNA binding; DNA-binding transcription factor activity, RNA polymerase II-specific
Source: RefSeq, a predicted model, not a curated record
AUGAACCGGGACAGAGCGGAUGGGGUCCAGACCGUGAUAAGCCGGGAGAGAGCUGCGGCGGGGCCAGUGACGGACGCCGUGCCACCCGUCAUGAGUCGGGACAGAGCGCUACCGGCGCCCAGCGGCGGGGACGGCGUCCAAACUGUGGUGAGCCCGGACAGCGGUGACUUGUUAGACGGAGCCGCCGCAGGGGAGAAGCGGCUCUUCUCCAGCGCGACCGCCGGCGGCAGAGAUGCUCAGGCCACGGAGAACCACUCGGAAGCUCCACCGACGAAUCCGGUGUUGGCCCCGCCACAGCAGGGCCCCAUCGGGCACCGGACAACUUCUUUCUCCGUGCUGGACAUCCUGGACCCCAACAAGUUCACGAGCAACCGGCGACACCAGCUGCAACAACAGCACGUGAGCCACCGCGGCGAGCUCGAGCAGAGCGUGUACGGAGCGGAGAACCGGAGAGGAGGAGCCGGGGAGCGCGAGCCCAGCCUCGAGGCCAGCAAGGGCUACGGUGCAGACGAAUACCAGAGCAAGGAGGGCUUUAUAUACAGAAGUCCAGAUGAGGAAGACUUCCACAGAUCUGGGACCCCGGACUCAGAGGCUGCAGACGGGCCCUACAGCAGUGAGGAGAGCAGCUCGGCUCUUCCCAGUAAUGGAGACAGAGAACUAGGCCAGCACAGCCACCAGGAUCCCAGCAGAGACACAAAGACCCCUAACGGAAGCCCCACAAGCCAGAUCACCAGUCCCCAAACCAAUGGGGGCCAAGGGGCCAAGCCCAAGAGGAAACGCUCUGGCUCAGACUCCAAGUCGGGGAAGCCCCGCAGAGCCCGGACUGCCUUCACCUACGAGCAACUGGUGGCGCUGGAGAACAAGUUCAAGUCCACACGCUACCUGUCAGUGUGUGAGCGCCUCAACCUGGCCCUGUCCCUCUCCCUCACUGAGACCCAAGUUAAGAUCUGGUUCCAGAACCGGCGAACCAAAUGGAAGAAGCAGAACCCUGGAGCCGACACCUCGGCCCCCACGGGAGGAGCAGGAGGCACGGGAGGCACAGGGGGAGGAGCGGGAGGAGGCUUGGGAAGCCUCAGCCCUCUGAGCCAAUCCCCUCCAGUCAGUGGGCAUCUGGCCAUGCACACAGGCUAUGCCGGCCACCAUCACCCCCCUGCUGGGAGCCUUGUCCAGCUGCCUUUCCUCACCGCCAGCCACGUCCUGUCUCCCUUCAUGCUGGGGACACAGAGUUAUGCUGCACCUGCGUUCUACAGCACACACCUGUAGAUACACUC